This is a messenger RNA of Oncorhynchus gorbuscha (pink salmon), 3001 nucleotides long. RefSeq names its product MAPK/MAK/MRK overlapping kinase-like. Lineage: Eukaryota; Metazoa; Chordata; Actinopteri; Salmoniformes; Salmonidae. Gene Ontology annotation, molecular function: protein serine/threonine kinase activity; ATP binding. The record is from RefSeq and is a predicted model, not a curated record. Gene Ontology annotation, cellular component: cytoplasm; nucleus. Gene Ontology annotation, biological process: protein phosphorylation; intracellular signal transduction. Bases 469 to 1737 code for a protein of 422 amino acids. The transcript has 12 exons.
ACACAAUUGUUAUACUAUUUGCAGAAUACAGGCAUUUGGACGUCCAUAACAGUAAAAGUGUGCAUACAUCAUUGAGUGUGAGUCCAAUGUCAGAAAUAGAUAGCCAGCCACUGUACGAGACAAGUUUCUUGUUUCAAAUCAUCCACCUUUUAGGUCAGAGUUGAGGGUGAGGCGUGACUGGUUACCAAGGCGACGGCCCAGCCAACAUGGCCAGCUCGUAGUAGAGAUUAGAAAUGUCUUCAUUAGCCUAGGUUAGAGACCAUAAAGGCAUAUUUUCCCCCAAGCCUUUCAAUCUUGGAGUUAGUUAGCUGAAAUACAUGCCACAACACCACAAAUAGAACAAUGAGAUUAGUUAUACACAUCUUUGACAACAAUGUGUCAUGAAAAUAUCGCAAUGUGUUAUUUAAAUAUAGGCCUAGAUAGUAACGUUAUGGAUAAUUGAUUUAUAUGGAGUGUACACUUUGAAGAAUGGAUAAUUACAAGAUAAUCAAGAAAAUUGGAGAAGGGACAUUUUCAGAAGUGGUUAAGGCUCAAAGCCUGAAAGAUGGGAAAUAUUAUGCUUGUAAAACGAUGAAGCAGUCACUCAGCAGCCUGGAACAGGCCAACAACCUACGAGAAGUCCAGGCCAUGAAGAAACUGAACCCUCACCCCAACAUCAUUCAGCUGCAUGAAUUAAUAUUUGACAAAGAAUCAGGGACCCUGUCCUUGGUAUGUGAGCUGAUGGAGAUGAACAUCUAUGAGUACAUACGAGGGAGGCAACAACCUUUGCCAGAAAGUAAAAUCAGACACUACAUGUAUCAACUUUGCAAGUCACUCGAUCACAUGCAUAGCAAUGGGAUCUUCCACCGUGAUGUUAAGCCAGAGAACAUUCUAAUCAAACAUGAUGUGCUCAAACUAGGAGACUUUGGCUCGUGCAGGAGUUUGCACUCCAAGCCCCCCUACACAGAGUACAUCUCCACCCGCUGGUACAGAGCCCCAGAGUGCCUCCUCACAGAUGGCUAUUACUCACACAAGAUGGACAUGUGGAGUGUAGGAUGCGUUUUCUACGAGAUCAUCAGUCUCAGCCCUCUGUUUCCGGGUACCAACGAGUUGGAUCAGGUGACCAAGAUCCAUGAUGUUUUGGGUACACCUGACAGCAGUCUUCUUCAAAAAUUCAGGCAGUCUAGGGCGAUUCGUUUUGACUUCCCUCCACGGAAGGGCAGUGGGAUCUCUCGGCUCAUCCCAAACUGUUCUGCGCCCAGUCUGUCAUUGCUCUACCAGAUGCUGGCCUACGACCCAGAGGAGCGCAUUGGCUCACGAGCGGCACUACAGCACGCCUAUUUUAGAGAGCUACGGCUGGCAGAGAGGAGAGCUGAUAGUCUGCACAGGGCCAUUGGGACUGUAGAGGGAGGACAGAGCAGUGGGACCCCCAACUCUGUGGAUCACAUGUGGCGCAUGGCCAGACAGGGCAGGAGGCAUCACAACAUAAAGCAUGUUGCCGAGCCUCGGAUCAGACGCAACAUCCAACAUUAUCCAGUGGAAUUACCAAAGCUCAAUGUGGUAGUGCCUGCACCCCAGAUCACCUACCCUGUUACCACAGUGUCAGCUCUUACCAUCAAUCACCGUGGGUCCCCCCUUCCAGUCAUCACGUCAAAAAAGUGCCACUUGCGGUUGGCUAAGCCAAGGGAUGAGUCCUACCGCUCUGCUUUCAAGACCUACUACAUGCCUCCUUUGGACAGGAAACGCGGUGGCUACUGAGAGCACCAAUUCUUAAGAACCGUUGCUGUUUAACAGAACAUACCUGUAGCUACUGUACAUACUCUAAUCUGCUUUGUUUGAAAUGUUAAGACAAUGUUGUUUGAACAAAGCUAUUCAGCUUCUGUAAAGCCUGCUACUUUCUGGUGAGAAAUGCAAACAGGGCUUUUGACAAAGGAAUAUCACAUAGCAAUAAUUACCAGGGUUAAUUUGUACAAGUCAUAAUUCCUGCAGAUGAAAUAUAACAUGAUCCCCAAAGUACAUUUGACUCUGUCAUCAGUGUUAGCCUAAUGAGAUAUUGCCUAUUAACCAUUAAUUACCCAGCCAUUUCCUAACUAAAUUAGGUGUCAUGUUAACAAGUUUGCUCAAAAUGUAGCUAAUGACUACUCGCAUGCAAUGCAGAAAUUCAAGGAUGAGCUCGGAUAUAGUUAAUCAAGUGAUGACAGAGCCAGCAUUAGUUCAUUGAUUCAGCACAGUGUAGUGUAUGCUAGUGCUUGACAAAAUUAGAUUUUGGGAAAUUCACUUUUUUGCUCACAGAGCAUAUCUUUAUAAUAAAAUCUAAAGUUGCAGAUUUCCUAGUGACUUCCAAAGCAAGUGUCAUGUGCAUGACAAUAAUUACAAAAGAAACUCCUUAAACUCUCAGAAUGUGCAUUAGUACCACCCCUUUUACAAAAGAUCUGUAGAAUAUACUACUGCAUUGCCAAAGGAGUAUAAAAUGUAACUGUAUUUUGUAACAUGUUCUGUGAAUGUUUUUCCCUUUUUUAAUGAUGUCAAAUUACAUAGGAUUUUCCAAAACUGUGACAGCUUUUUGAGACAGAGGUACACUACAUGACCAACAUUUUGUGGACACCUGCUCGUUGAACGUCUCAUUCCAAAAUCAAGGACAUUAAUAUGGAGUUGGUCCCCCCUUUGCUGCUAUGAACAUCCUCCACUCUUCUGGGAAGGCUUUCCACUAGAUGUUGGGCAAUUCAUCGCAAAUGUGUUCUAUGGAGUUGAGGUCAGGGCUCUGCAGGCCCGUUUGUUCUUUGCCACUGAUCUUGACAAACCAUCUGUAUGGACAUAGUUGGCGUUCCAAUGGCGGCAAGCUUUACAACACUCCAGCCAACACAUGGUGCUCUUAGACUUGGGUGUGGCUGCUGGACCAUGGAAACCAAUUUCAUGAAGCUCCUGACGAACAGUUCUUGUGCUGACGUUUCUUCCAUGGGCAGUUUGGAACUCUGUAGUGAGUGUUGCAACCGAGGACACAGAACGGUGGUCCCAUUCUGUG